GACUAACUUUUUUAACUAGGAGCACAGUGGCCCCCAACUGAAAAUUUUAGGGGUGCAACCAGAAAAUUUAGGGGCACACACCGUAGAUCAACAUGCUAACCAAAUAUUCACAUUUCUUCUAAUUUCCAGUGUAUUACUAAUAAAUACUUGAUGAUAGAUGCAGAAAAUACAAUGUGCUGUUUCAAAUUCAGUGUCACAUUUUAUUGUGCACUUUUGGAAAAUAAGGUCAAAUUUACUGGUUGCACAUGUGCGACUGGAUGUAAAAUUCAGUGGCACACUCUAAAAUUUUAGGGGCAAAAUGCCACCAUUUGGGGGCAGCCUGGAGCCCUGAAUCAUACACUCUAAAAAACGUUGGGUUGUUUUUUCAACCCAACUGCUGGGUUGAGCCAGCUGGGUUAUUUUGUUGGGUUGUUUUAUCAGUGUUGGGUAGUUUUUGUGUAAACUUGUUGGGUUAUAUGUUGGGUAAUUUUGAAGCAGAGCCAACUUAAUAUAUACAGUACAUAUAGCUGUUUCUCAAUAUUACUUUCUCUAGUCCACAAAAUGUAUUUUAAACAUAAGUUCAGGCGAGAAUAUAUAUGUAUAAUGUUCAAAUUUGCAGUCAGUUUGUAAAGUGAAAGCCAAUUUUAAAGUUUAAUUACAAAAAGUCGGAAUGUUACCGGCGCGACCACUGGGUGUCAGUGUUGUUCUUCCCCAGAGAGAACUUCUCCCUUCCCCCACACAGUCGCGUCAGAGUCCUGUCACAGCUGCAACCACGCUACCUGACGCAGGAAUUUACCAUCACCUCAGGAUUCAUGAACGGUUUUUCAUCGACUUAUCUUUGAUUUAUUUGAAGGAAAAGACCCUGAUGGAUAAAAGAUGGAAAUGUUUUUCCUGGAGAAUCUAAAACAAUGUCACUUUGAGGUUCUGAUACCAGCUUUUACAAAGUUAUUUACAGAGUUCACAAGACUUCUCUGUGUUAUUCCUUGACCAUGCCGAAAAGCUAUUUGAAACUUGGGCAUUGCAUUUUACAGACAGAAUCCUGCAACUUCCCAGCCAAGAACCAGGAGCAUCAACAAAUCACCUCCAGAACCCCAUGAUGAUAUUCCAACUCCUGUCUACAAAAGUGGGAAGAAAAUCUUAAGUCUAUUCUUUGCCUGCAUUCUAACAAGUGUUUGUCUGUUGGGACCAACAUGGUUGCAUUCUUCUGAGAGGCUGAGGUGACAAAACCAUUCCCAUUUGUCCUUGGAUUGGAAGAUGACGAUCUCUGCCAUCAAGCCUUCGUUAUUUUUGACAGACAGUCACUCCAGCAAUACACCCUCCUUGGUGAUGUUGACAUGUUUUAAACUUUUUUUAUGUUUUGGACAUUAAUUUUACUAAGCAGUGCACAUCAGUGUGGGUGUUUUUCAAGACUGUUGUUAACAAACUCCCAAGAACGGAAUUCCUUUGUAUAAGAAGUCUGUGUAGUUAUUUGUCAUGCUAAGGUGAUAACUCAUGUUGAUUAUAUAUUGACUGUUUGUGCAACUUAGUGUUGAUCUUAUGUGUUACAUUAACCAUUUCUUAUUACACGGUUCUCUAAAAUGCUAGUUUCUGAUUGGCUAGUCGUGACAUUCUACUACUGCUCAAAACUAAAAACUCCAAUGCUGCAAAUCAUUUUGACAGAUGUGAAGAGUGAAUCAUGUUCCGAGGGAGAAACAUCUUCAACAUCAGAAGAUCGACUGACAGCACAAACUCUUUCCUGCAUCACCUGUGGAAAGACAUUCAGCUCACAGAGACAUUUAGAUAGACAUGAGAGAAAACACACAGAACAGAAACUCAGCUUUACUACUUUACAAGAGAAGAAACUUCAUCAUUCAAAAGAUCACGAAGAGAAGAAGCAGCAGCAGUUUCACUGUGAGCAGUGUGGGAUGAAUUUUGUCUUCUUAUCUCAGCUGGAAGAUCACAUGAAGUUACACAGUGGUGAAAAGCCUUUCUGCUGCACUGAAUGUGGAAAUUACUUCAGCACCAAACAAAAUCUUGAUAUUCAUCAGAGAAUUCACACAGGAGAAAAACCAUACGAGUGUCCUCACUGUGAGAUGAGAUUCAGAGAAAAAAGCACUCUGAAGAAACAUGUGUUUAUACACACCAAUGAGAGACCGUAUCAGUGCAGUAAAUGUGACAAAGCCUUUAGGGAUUCAGCUUCAUUAAAAAGACACCAGAAUAUUCACUUUAAAGAGAAACGCUAUCAAUGUUCACACUGUGAUAAACGUUUCUGUUAUGAAUCUAAACGUAUAUGCCACGAAAUAAUUCACACUGGAGAGAAACCUCAUCGCUGUAGUGUCUGUGGGAAGAGUUUUAGGCGACGUGAUCAUUUAGUGAAUCACCAGAGUAUUCAUACAGGUGAAAAACCUUACAAAUGCUCUCAGUGUGGGAAAUCGUUUACUCGUUUACCUAGCUUAAAAGCCCAUCAGAGAAUUCACACCGGAGAGAAACCUUACGUCUGCUCACAGUGUGGAAGGAGCUUGAGUGAUCUUAGAUCUUUAAAAGCCCAUGAGAGCAUUCACACUGGAGAGAAACCUUAUCACUGUAGUGUUUGUGGGAAGAGUUUUAAUCGACAUAACAAUUUAGUGAGUCACCAGAGAAUUCAUACAGGUGAAAAACCUUACAUCUGCUCACACUGUGGAAGGAGCUUCACUGAUCUUAGUUCUUUAAAAGCCCAUGAGAGAAUUCACACUGGAGAGAAACCUUAUCACUGUAGUGUUUGUGGGAAGUGUUUUAAUCGACAUGACAAUUUAGUGAGUCACCAGAGAAUUCAUACAGGUGAAAAACCUUACAAAUGCUCUCAGUGUGAGAAAUCGUUUACUCAUUUCCCUAACUUAAAAGCCCAUCAGAGAAUUCACACUGGAGAGAAACCUCAUCACUGUAGUGUCUGUGGGAAGAGUUUUGUGCAGCGUGAACAUUUAGUAAUGCACCAGAGAACUCAUACAGGUGAAAAACCUUACAAAUGUUCACACUGUGACAAGUCAUUUGCUCAUUUAACUCACUUAAAAGCCCAUCAGAGAAUUCACACUGGAGAGAAACCUCAUCACUGUAGUGUCUGUGGGAGGAGUUUUAGGUGGCUUGAAAAUUUAGUAGUGCACCAGAGAACUCAUACAGGUGAAAAACCUUACAAAUGUUCACACUGUGACAAGUCAUUUGCUCAUUCAGGUGCCUUCAAAGCCCAUGAAAGAUUUCAUACUGGAGAGAAACUUUACGUCUGCUCACAGUGUGGAAGGAGCUUCACUGUUCUUAGUUCUUUAAAAGCCCAUGAGAGCAUUCACACUGGAGAGAAACCUCAUCGCUGUAGUGUUUGUGGGAAGUGUUUUAAUCGACAUAACAAUUUAGUGAGUCACCAGAGAAUUCAUACAGGUGAAAAACCUUACAAAUGCUCUCAGUGUGAGAAAUCGUUUACUCAUUUAACUAACUUAAAAGCCCAUCAGAUAAUUCACACUGGAGAGAAACCUUACAUCUGCUCACAGUGUGGAAGGAGCUUCACUGAUCUUAGAACUUUAAAAGCCCAUGAGAGAAUUCACACUGGAGAGAAACCUCAUCACUGUAGUGUUUGUGGGAAGUGUUUUAAUCGAUAUGACCAUUUAGUAAAUCACCAGAGAAUUCAUACAGGUGAAAAACCUUACAAAUGCUCUCAGUGUGAGAAAUCGUUUACUCAUUUAACUAGCUUAAAAGCCCAUCAGAGUGUUCAUACAGGAGAGAAACCUCAUCACUGUAUUGUCUGUGGGAAGUGUUUUAAUCGAUAUGACCAUUUAGUAAGGCACCAGAGAACUCAUACAGGUGAAAAACCUUACAAAUGUUCACAUUGUGACAAGACGUUUGCUCAUUCCGUUUCCUUAAAAGCCCAUGAGAGAAUUCACACUGGAGAGAAACUGAAAUGAGUCUUCAAUGGUCUCCAUUUCAAGGUUUUUAUUAACAUAAUGAGAAUGUUGUGAAACUGCACUGUCUGUGUUUAGUAUAAUAACACCUUCUAGAUCUGCUGCUAUCAAGGCCGUAGCCAGGAUUUUUCAAAUACCGAGGACAACACCUACAUUUUUUUUAUUAUUUAUAUUUUUUCCAUAUUACAGAAUAAUAAUAAACGCGUUCAAACUAUGACAUAGCACAAA
Messenger RNA from Misgurnus anguillicaudatus (oriental weatherfish), 4109 nucleotides. NCBI's taxonomy places the organism in Eukaryota, Metazoa, Chordata, Actinopteri, Cypriniformes, Cobitidae. The record is from RefSeq and is a predicted model, not a curated record.